GGCAUAAAAAAAUUUCGGCGUCGAGAUCCAAAAUUCUUCUUUUCCCUUUCUCUUGGGGGGGAACAGUCGACUAGUCUGGCUAAGGAUACGUCGUUACUGUCUCCCCCCAGCCAACAAUCACGUCUUCAGAUUCCUUUGGCAGUCCCAGCUGCUUUGAAUUUUGUUGCUUGCGCAGAAAUGCCGGCAACAAACGGGCCCAACGCCAGCUCGGCGACCCUCGACUACCGAAAGGCAGUUGAGUAUCUCGACGAGUACCAGAGCCGAGAUGGUCUGAGCAUCGACGAACUCAUGGACUCCAAGGUCCGUGGUGGCUUGACGUACAAUGACUUCUUGCUGCUCCCUGGUUACAUUGGUUUCCCCGCCUCGGCUGUGACUCUUGACUCGCCCAUCACCAAGCGGAUCACGCUGAAGACGCCCUUUGUCUCAUCACCCAUGGACACCGUGACUGAGCAUGACAUGGCGAUUCACAUGGCGCUUCAGGGUGGUCUGGGUGUCAUUCACCACAACUGCUCGCCGGAUGCCCAGGCCGACAUGGUGCGGAAGGUUAAGCGGUAUGAAAACGGCUUUAUCCUGGACCCCGUGGUGAUCAAGCGCGAGACGACUGUUGGUGAGGCAAAGGCCCUGAAGGAGAAGUGGGGCUUUGGUGGUUUUCCCGUAACAGAAACCGGCAAGCUCGGCUCCAAACUCCUGGGCAUUGUCACCAACCGUGACAUACAGUUCGAGGAGGAUCUUGACCAGCCUGUGUCAAAUGUGAUGGUCACCGAUCUCAUCACCGCCCCGGCCGGCGUCACCCUGGUCGAAGCCAACAAAAUCCUUGCGAAAUCCAAGAAGGGAAAGCUUCCAAUUAUCGAUCAAGAGGGAAACCUCGUCUCGAUGAUCUCACGCUCCGACUUGACAAAGAAUAUCCACUUCCCACUCGCUUCCAAACUUCCGGAUUCCAAGCAGCUUAUUUGCGCUGCUGCUAUCGGCACCCGCCCCGAGGACAAGGUCCGUCUUGCCAAAUUGGUGGACGCUGGCUUGGACAUUGUCGUCCUGGACAGCAGCCAGGGCAACAGCAUGUACCAGAUCGAGAUGAUCAAGUGGAUCAAGCAGGAGUACCCUGACCUGGACGUCAUUGGUGGCAAUGUCGUGACCAGGGAGCAGGCCGCUGCCCUGAUUGCGGCUGGUGUUGAUGGUCUCCGUAUCGGAAUGGGUAGUGGCAGUGCUUGCAUUACCCAGGAGGUCAUGGCUGUUGGCCGGCCUCAGGCGACAGCUGUCUAUCAAGUCAGCUCAUUUGCCGCCAGGUUUGGCGUGCCAUGCAUCGCAGACGGGGGCAUCCAGAACGUCGGUCACAUUGUCAAGGGUCUCGCUCUUGGUGCAUCCACCGUCAUGAUGGGCGGUCUGCUGGCUGGAACCACCGAAUCGCCUGGCACGUCUUUUGUGUCCAGGGAGGGUAAGCUCGUGAAGGCCUACCGUGGCAUGGGCAGCAUCGACGCCAUGCAGGACAAGAAAGCUGGCGGCGGCAGCAAGGACAGCCAGAAGAGCAAUGCUGGCACUGCUCGCUACUUCUCAGAGGGUGACAGUGUUCUUGUUGCCCAAGGCGUUUCUGGCGCCGUGGCACACAGAGGAUCGGUCUCCAAGUUUGUUCCAUACCUUGCCGCAGGUCUCAAGCAUUCCAUGCAGGACUGCGGUAUGACCAGCCUUAAGGAGCUCCACGACGGUGUCGCCAACGGCAUUGUGAGGUUUGAGAUUCGCACUGCCAGUGCCCAGCUAGAGGGCGGCGUGAACAUGGAGUCUUAUGAGAAGAAGCUGUAUGCUUGAUGGUUGAUUAGGGUAAACGAAAAGCAAAAAUCAUGAUAAGGAAAACGGAAACGAAUGGAACGGUUGCUCAUGAUGGUAUGGAGUUCGUGGAAAGAGGAUGCAGUGCGGUAAUGGUCUCCUUGUGACAUUGGGGAUCAUCUUAAGGCGGCCUUUCAGUAACUAUCUUCCACCAUAUGUUGCUGCUUAUGGGAAUGCGAGCGUCUGUUCAACAUGUGCAUUGCUCUCUGUUCUAUGCUUACGAGAUUGGCUGAAGAGCGUCGACGUUGACUCUGAACUCUACCGCAUAUACCUAGUAUCUAUCAGACAGGAAUGGUGCUUUUAAUCUACCGGUGAAGAAACG
This is a messenger RNA of Canariomyces notabilis, 2140 nucleotides long. RefSeq names its product IMP dehydrogenase. The record is from RefSeq and is a predicted model, not a curated record. Lineage: Eukaryota; Fungi; Ascomycota; Sordariomycetes; Sordariales; Chaetomiaceae. Gene Ontology annotation, cellular component: cytoplasm. The coding region runs from base 178 to 1800 and encodes 540 amino acids. The transcript is spliced from 3 exons. Gene Ontology annotation, molecular function: IMP dehydrogenase activity. Gene Ontology annotation, biological process: GTP biosynthetic process.